AAAUUUCCUACUUUUAUCAACAAGAUAAUUAAAAAAUCUAUCACAUUUAGAUUUUUCUGUCUUUUUUUCUUUUCUUUUUUUGACAUUGCUCUCGGAGAGAUAUUCAAUGGCGCACGUCUCUAAAGAGCAUAUUGACGUAGACAAUGCUGCUAAUUUAUUGUCAAUUUAUAAUUGUAUUUUGUAAUUUUGUAAUUUUGACAGAAGAAUAUGAAUUAAAAAUGACACACUUGUUUAGAUUAGGAUCAUGAGUAGAUCUACUAUUUAAAUUAUUGUUAGUUGGUAGUUCCUCCGAUUGUCGCUAGAGACAUCAUUGUUAGACAGGCAUGUACGUGUGUGCAUUAAUGAUGUGUGUGCAUAAUGAACAGAAUCUCAAAGUGGUUGCAUUUGUAGUGGACUUCAGAGCUACUCUAUACCAACUUUAAGCCAAAGAAGCACACCGCACCAACUUUAAGUUAAGAAAGCUCUCUAUUUUAUCAAUCAUAUAUUCAUAUAUUCAUAUUCAUAUUUCAUCAUAUAUUCAUAUUUUGCUAUUUAUUAUUUUAUCAUACCUCCAUAUCUUUUCUAAUUUGAUGCAAUCUAAUGGAUACCAGAGAACUAACAGGAAAUAAUCACUAAUCACCAGAGCAUCGAAACGCCUUAAAUAUUAUACCACAUCCCUGGAGCUGUGAUUAGGCGAUCGUAGCGUCGCUCCUACUAAGCAUCUUUCGAAUUGAAUGAUUUCAAUCAUUGACAGCGUAGGACGUCAUGACAUCGACCAGUAAAAGUACAAAAGAGGUUCUAUUGUCUAUCGUCGAUGACAUCGAGUUGAUAGCGAAAGAAAUGAUAGAAAAUACGAUAGUUCAAAAACCAUUGAAACUGUCAAACGAAGAACACUCUCAACUAACAGAAUUGCUAAUCGCUAAGGACAACGAAUUGAAAGCAAUUCUAAAACGAGCGGCUGAGCAAGCAAAAAUUAACCUGAAAAUGGAAGCUUUAAAAGCUGAAGUUGAGAGACAAGAUCAAGAUAUUCAACAAUUGCAGCGACAAUUGAAAGAGGCAGAACAAAUUUUAGCCACUGCAAUUUAUCAAGCUAAACAAAAAUUACAAUCCAUUGCCCGCGCUAAUAAGAGACCUGUACCAUCUGAAGAAUUAAUUAAAUACGCACAUAGAAUAAGUGCAUCAAAUGCUAUAUGUGCUCCACUUACCUGGCAACAAGGGGACCCUAGAAGGCCUUAUCCUACUGAUAUUGAAAUGAGAUUAGGAUAUCUUGGAAGGUUAAGUGAUCUUCCUUUAAAUGGACAGAUGCCAGGUACUCAUCCUGGAAUAUCAUCAGAUCUGCAUAGACCUGGACAUCCAGUAGGUGAACCACCCAUGUCACAAGCUAAUCAAUUUGCAUGGCAUUCGUCGGGUGAAAUUCACAUGUCUGUGAGUGGGCAAGGAAGCGUUGCCAUGAAUACACAUAAGCAGGAAACAGAAGAUGUUGAAGUUAUGUCCACAGACUCUUCAAGUAGCUCAUCUAGUGAUUCUCAGUGAAUAUUGAUUUUUUGUAGAGUUUGAGUAAAUUUCGCUUAACUGUUUUAUGGAUUCAGUAUGAUUUUAAGCAAAUCGUAUGUAUAUGAACGUUCAAAUAAGUAUUUUACAACGAGAUACUAGAUUUAUUAGGGAUUAAUAGAGAUUCUUCAUUAUUAAUUUGAUACAUUUAUUAAUCCCUGAUAAAAUGUAGCAAUGAGGAUAUGACAAUAUAAAUUACCAUUAUACCUUUUA
Molecule: messenger RNA, 1743 nt
Organism: Bombus terrestris (buff-tailed bumblebee)
Lineage: Eukaryota; Metazoa; Arthropoda; Insecta; Hymenoptera; Apidae
Gene: MED4
Product: mediator of RNA polymerase II transcription subunit 4
Exons: 5
Coding region: 745-1512 (255 amino acids)
Biological process (GO): regulation of transcription by RNA polymerase II
Cellular component (GO): mediator complex; core mediator complex
Molecular function (GO): transcription coregulator activity
Source: RefSeq, a predicted model, not a curated record